GAUCACAUUUACUGUUUCCAAUCCAACUGCCUUUCGUCAGCUGUUUCGUUCGAUGCUUUACCACAUUCAAGUCCCGGAUGCAUCUACUUUACCUUGUCUAUCACACCAUACCCACUCACACUUACAGCUAAUUGCACCUGUGUUUCUGGCCUUCCAUUCCCUCCCACGGUGUUCACGUAACUAGCAUAAGCCUAUGCUACCCUGGAGCUCCCCACAGGUGAUCUUAUGCUCCAUGCACCACGGCGGGUGGGGAGAUCGAGCACUGCAUUCCGGAAACGUGAGUGAAAGGAAUGGUAGACGAAUGACGGUGAAAGAGGUGCGCCCAGUGCAGCGAACGGAGUGAAACGGCACGAUGAGGUGGAUUAUUGCGCGGCCACCGAGGAGAUCGGCCACCGCACCGGCACGAAGUUUGGACCGGCCGCGCACAACCAACUCCGACUUUGUUCGUGUUAGACUUUCGUGCAGUUCGCACGCACAGCCUUGAGGUGUCAAGCGCGAUAAACCAAACAUUUAUCCACCAGCAGCGGCACAGGUUUUGGCAGUGGUAGUUAUUUUUAGUGGUAAAUUUACUGCGUGAUUGUUUGUGUGUGUUUAUUUUUUUCCGUUGCUGUUUUCUUGCUUCGAGCUGUUCUAUUUCUUGUUUUGUUUUUUGUUGCUGACCACUUCAUCUCGAUCCAGUGCAGAAAUUGAAAGCACAUGAAAUUUUCAAUCAUUGUGCACAAGUGAACUGGAAGAUCGAGGUUGAGAAAACGGGAUCAUCGGAACAACAACACUACAAAGGAACGGAUCCACUGAAAAUGCAGUCCGCUCGGAUUGCAUCGCUGCUACCAGUGUUGCUGCUACUGCUGCUGGCAGCCCUGGCCGACGGAUGGCCGUACCCGCGACCCCUGCCACAGAACCUACGCCGACUGCCGAGGCGGAACGACUUCGUUGCCUACAAUUUGCACCGCGUCAUACGCCCGCGGGACGUUAACGAUCUGGACGUCGACCAGGCACGAAAGGCCAUGCACGAUGUGCACGAAACGAUCGCCGAAGUGCAACGACUUUUGGCCCUCGAUCCUUCGCUUCCCAGACUAACAAGGGGAGAAAUCGAGGAACUGUUUGAAAAUGUGACACGAGAAGAGUUUGCCAAAUCACUCCGCGCCGGCGACCAUAAUCGGGCCCAGCACAUGCGUGCCCUUAUGCUGGUGCUACCCUACCACACCAACAAUAUGUCACCGGAAAAUAUGCAAAAGAUUUACACCCGGCCACCGGUGACGCGCAUCGUUGGGGCUGCUUCCCCGGACAUGAAAACGGGCGCCUCCGAUACGUUCCCAGUGACGCCGGCAAGGUCUGUAGCGACCACCACCACGACGGCACCAACGGUACCACCGCGUAUUACCACGACCGCUGCCAUCCCGGUAACGACGAUCCGAUUUACAACUCCUCGUCCAACCACCUUCCAUCCGACACUCCCGGAGCGGAUGCGUGAUGCCUCCUUCCGGAAGGAGAAUGUGAACGACCUUCUUGCAUCGAUCGGACUGACCCAAAGCUCGGAGGAACUUUCGACGCCGCCAACGUUCCGUCCACUGCCCGCCACGAUGACGACGAUACCGCCUUCCCUUCCAGCCGUACCGGCAACCGCUGACGACACCCUGAACAAUGCGAUCAAUGUGGACGAUCCGAAGGUGGCCCAGGAGCUGAAAGAGCUGCUACGUUCGUUCGGUUUGCUAAAGGAAGCGGACAGCGAUGCCAGUGCGAAUAGUCCACAGCCACAUGCGGAACGUCUGGUGGACAUUCAGCCAUCGGCGCUGGUACUGCACGAACCGUUGAAGGUGGAAGAAUCUACACCGUUCACGGUCGAGGAAUCGAAACAACCCGCUAUCGAGGUUAAAACGGGAGGACUAACGCAGGCGAACGUAAAGCCGGAUGACUACGUCGCCUUUAAGCCUCUAUCGAUCGGAUCUUCCACGGACGAUGGUGAUGAUGCUAAGCCAAUAGACGAAGAGCUGGACGCACUGCUCAAGUCUUUCGGUCUGCUAGGCCCGGGCGCUCGUAACAAGAAGUCAAUGCAUCCGGAACCGACACAAAAACCACCGAUGGUAAUGAACUCGGUCCCGUCCAUCGAUGCCGACCUGGUCGCACCCCAGCUAAUGUCCGUGCUAGACACGCUCGGCAUACAGAUGAAGCCCUCCGGGGGCAUACCGGCAUCGGCGGGUACUACCACCCCCGCGCCAUUGGUUCGACGGCGUGAGAAAACACCCCGCAAACUGGACCCACCCGCCGACCAAACGCCAUCGGCCGCCAAUUUGCGCGUCAGCAACGAAGACUACCGCAAGCUGGAGCAGCUGUGGCAGACAGUGAAGCAGCUCGAGCAGCUGAAUGCAACGCUGACGGACGAUUCGCUCGACGUGCUCAACCCGAAGCACUACGAUCUUAGCCCGUCGCUGCUUGCCCAGGGUCCGGAUCCGCUGCUCGAAGGGUUGGACGCGCGGGAACGGUUGAACGAGAUCAAGAAGCGCCAGGAACCGGCCACUACCAGUACGGUUACCGCAGAGGUACAAGCGAAGGACGAUGAAGCAUCGGUCACGGAAAGCGACAGUCCGACCCGGUUUAGCUUGCAGCUUAACACGAACGCAGGCGGUAGCGAUGACACCGAACAGGUGGUGCAGCCAACGGCGACAACGGAAGCCACAGAGGUGGUAGACACGACGACAACGAACGAGCCCACUACCACGACCAGCACCAGCACGACGACGGAAAGUGCCCGCAGUGCUGCCCUGGAGGACUCGUUCCCCUCGUCCGAUCUGGCCGGUGAUCCCGUGAAUGAGGAACCGCUGCCGCCACCGCGCCGCAAUGGGUUCUACUUCCUGUACGACUGGAACACGUUCCUGGAGGUGGGCGAAGAGCCGAACAAGGUUAUCAUUCGGUACAACCCACGGGCAGGAGAUCCUAGCCGCUUCCUACCAGUCACCGUACCGUAGAGGGGGGUGAACGUUCCGGACUGCAUCGAGAGCCCGGGGUUGUAAAAACGCGUAAAAGUAAACGGCGGGAAAAGGAUGCAAAUAGCUCUUCCUUCGAGGGGUUCCGCAAGCAAGCGUGUGUACAUAGUAUAGAUCCCUUCCUUGUGUGUACGUUUAGUAGAGAUGAGUUGUAGGAACUAAAUUAACACGUUUUAUUUAUUAUUCUUCUUUCUGCGAACGGACGGAAAGGAGGGUGGCUUCAGGUACUAGUUAAGAAGUUAAGAAGGCAGAUUUCGCAUUGCACAGCAGCAGCGGCGGCGGUGGGUAUGACCAAUAACUAGGCUUUACGGAUACGGGAUAAUAGAAGAAAGAGCUGGAGUUGAAUCUCUCCCCGUCGAGAUGUAGAGAGGGCAAGGGCAGAUGAUUUUAAUGCCCUCUUACUUAUCGUGCACUCUAACGAUCCUCGUUUUUUGUAUAGAAACACACCGAUCUAGUUUGAAUUAGGGAAAAUAAAGAGAAUAAAUUUAA
Molecule: messenger RNA, 3470 nt
Organism: Anopheles coluzzii
Lineage: Eukaryota; Metazoa; Arthropoda; Insecta; Diptera; Culicidae
Exons: 4
Coding region: 798-2963 (721 amino acids)
Source: RefSeq, a predicted model, not a curated record